Molecule: messenger RNA, 3364 nt
Organism: Malania oleifera
Lineage: Eukaryota; Viridiplantae; Streptophyta; Magnoliopsida; Santalales; Ximeniaceae
Product: histone-lysine N-methyltransferase, H3 lysine-9 specific SUVH1-like
Exons: 3
Coding region: 607-2835 (742 amino acids)
Cellular component (GO): nucleus
Molecular function (GO): histone methyltransferase activity; zinc ion binding; protein binding
Source: RefSeq, a predicted model, not a curated record
AUGGGAUGAGAGUUAAAAUGAGUUACGAAGAUUAGACAGGCCGGACUGUGCGCGGAGUGCACGCGCAUCGACGCUGCCUUCUCAGAAUAUGUUCCUCCUUUACCUCCUCUUGCCUUUCUGGUUUUUGCUUUCUUCUCCCUCUCAAACCCUAAAACCCUACUCCCCUCCGUAGGGAUUCCAAUCCUUCAGGACCCUCACAAUGUUUUAAUUUUUUGAAAAGCAAAGGAAACGCUUUAUGUUUUAGUUUUUGGAAACAUUUUCAACCGUUUCGUGUGAGAAGUCGUCGGAUCUCAUGAUUUCUCGCGGCUUCCAGGGAGGCUGUUUUCUUGUUGGAUCGUCUGGGUCCAUGCGCAGGCUUGCCCCCCUUGGGCAGUUUGUUGUAAACUCACUAGCCUCCUCUGUUGUUAUGAAUACUUGUAGCCUUUAAAGUCUGUAUGUAUGGUGAAAUGAUGUUGUAAAUUAUAUAGUUUAGGAACAAUACUUUUAUGAGACGCGAAGGUUUUUUUUUUUUUCCUUUUUGUUCCCUGAGUUGGUCAGAGGGGAAAAGGUGAAAUUUGGGUAGGGAGGACUUUGGUUGUUUGGUUUUGGUUCAGAGGGUUUAUUUUAAUGGAAGGAGGCUCAGGUCCGAGCUAUGUUCCUCCUGCAACUGCUUUUGAUAAGUCUAGAAUUUUGGAUGUGAGGCCCUUGCGUAGUUUGGUCCCUGUGUUCCCCUCAUCUACACAAGCGCCUCCCUUCAUCUGUGCGCCACCUUGUGGCCCUUUCCCUCCUGGGUUCAGUCCAUUUUACCCAUUCAGCAUGCCGCAGGGACCUCAACCCUCGCCUGAACCUCAGCAACAAACACCACCAAUGAGAACUACAAACCAAGAGGGAGGUUUUCCGCAUACCAAUCCCAUGCAAACUCCACCUGGUCCAAUGCCAACUCCCAUUCGAUCUUUCAGAGCUCCAGAUACUGUGGCGCCGCCCCAUCGUGCGUGGGCUUCUAAUGGUGAUGCAGGGUCAUCAAUGGAAGCCUCUAGAGAGAUGGGUAUGCCAUCUCCAAAUCAAUGUGUGAAUCUGGAGAAGUCUGCUGGGCAGACAAUGAAUGAAGAUGGAUUUUUUGAUAGCCAGAAGCGGGCAGCUCCUCAUCUGCGUGGUUCCUAUGCGUUGCACAAAAAGACAAAGAGAAGCCAGGAUGUAGCCUUUUCAGCUGAUGGUGACAAGGGGUCUGGUAAUAAUUAUCUUUGUGCUAUAAACUCAUUGCAGAGAGAUGAAGGUGACAGUGAAUUAGUUGGUUAUAUACUCAUGACAUUUGAUGCCCUUCGGAGACGGCUUUGCCAACUUGAUGAUGCUAAGGAAGCACCGAGUGGGGGUAUCAGGCGCAUGGAUUUAAAAGCUGGAAAUAUCUUGAUGAGCAAAGGGGUAAGGACAAACAUGAGGAAGAGAAUUGGUGAUGUUCCUGGAGUGGAGAUUGGAGACAUUUUCUUUUUCCGGAUGGAGUUGUGUUUGGUGGGAUUACAUGCACAGUCUAUGGCUGGGAUUGAUUACAUGGUUAUCAAGGGGGAUCUGGAAGAAGAUCCUUUUGCUGUAAGCAUCGUUUCUUCAGGAGGAUAUGAUGACGAAGCAGAGGAUAGGGAUGUUUUGAUUUACAGUGGCCAGGGUGGGAACUUUAACAGGAAAGAUAGGCAAGCAGCAGAUCAGAAACUUGAAAGGGGUAAUCUUGCUCUAGAGAGAAGCUUGCGAAGGGAAAAUGAUGUUAGAGUUAUUCGGGGCAUGAAAGAUGCAGUUAGUCCCUCUGCAAGGGUCUAUGUCUAUGAUGGGCUUUAUACAAUCCAUGAUUCUUGGAUGGAGAAAGGGAAAUCAGGUUGUAAUAUUUUCAAGUAUAAAUUAGUGAGGAAACCUGGGCAGCCCGGUGCUUUUGCCAUUUGGAAAACAAUUCAGAAAUGGAAGGAAGGAUUUGCAUCUAGGGCUGGACUUAUCCUCCCUGAUCUUACUUCUGGGGCUGAAAGUAUACCGGUGUCGCUUGUAAAUGAUGUUGAUGAUGAGAGAGGGCCUGCUUAUUUCACCUACUUUCCUACUCUUAAAUACUCAAAAUCAUUCAGCUUAACACAACCUUCUUAUGGCUGCAACUGUCAUAAUGCGUGUCUCCCAGGUGAUCUCAAUUGCUCUUGCAUUCGGAAGAAUGGGGGUGAUUACCCAUACACCUCCAAUGGGAUUCUAGUGAGCCGGAAGCCAAUGGUAUAUGAGUGUGGUCCUACUUGCCCAUGCUUUCCUAAUUGCAAGAACCGAGUUUCUCAAACAGGUCUAAAAGUUCGCUUGGAAGUAUUUAAAACGAAGGAUAGGGGUUGGGGAUUGCGGUCAUGGGAUCCUAUUCGGGCUGGUACUUUCAUUUGUGAAUAUGCUGGUGAAGUCAUAGAUAAAGCCAAAGUAAAACUGGAACGAGAUGAAGGUGAAAAUGAUGAAUACAUUUUUGAUACAACCCGUGUUUAUGAAAAUAUAUUCAAGUGGAAUUAUGAGCCUGGGUUAUUAGAUGAGGAGAGCUCUGGUGCCUCCAAUGAGAACUACAAGAUCCCAUUCCCCCUAAUAAUAAGUGCAAAAAAUGUUGGAAAUGUUGCUCGAUUUAUGAAUCAUAGUUGCUCUGCUAACGUAUUUUGGCAACCACUUAUAUAUGAACACAAUAAUGAAUCAUUUCUCCAUAUUGCAUUUUUCGCAAUCAAGCACAUUCCUCCUAUGAGAGAGUUGACAUAUGAUUAUGGGAUUCCGCAAUCUGAAAAAUGUGAUCUCGAGGGUAAUAUUAUCCCCAGGAGGAGGAAAAAAUGUUUAUGUGGGUCAGCAAAAUGCAGGGGCUACUACAGUUGACAGUUAAGGUGCACUAACCAGCGAUAAGAGCAGCACCAUCAAACAUGAUUCUGGUUAAAAGGACCGUAGGGAGCAACAAACUAGCUCAUGAGGAGCCUGUUAAUCCGUGGAGCUGUUUUAAGAGGUGCAGACUAUUCAAGCAGACCUGUUUAGGUUUAAAUUGGCACUGAGCUUCGCUAGCUAGAGCUAGGACCUGACCUGCUUUUGACACCCAUCUCAUUUUCCCGGAGCGCUUUCAACAGGUUCUAUGUUAAUGACUAUAAUAGCAGAAGUCAUCACUCGGUUAUUGUAAUGGAAAUUUUAUUUUUGUGUACAAUGGUCCUUGCUAUCAGAAAGGGAAAAAGGGCUUGCGUAGAUCUUUUCAUGUUUUUUGUUCCUUUUUGUUCUCUAUUUAUUUUUUUGUUAGCAGAGCGGCAAAUAUGCUCUUUCAAAAAGGUUCAUAUCACAAAAGUAGAUAACAGGGCAAUGCAAACUUGAAACUUUGUUCAUAAUGCUGCCAAUAAUCCAAAAUGGCUUUUUUUUGGCGUCC